Molecule: messenger RNA, 1235 nt
Organism: Coffea eugenioides
Lineage: Eukaryota; Viridiplantae; Streptophyta; Magnoliopsida; Gentianales; Rubiaceae
Product: RING-H2 finger protein ATL67
Exons: 1
Coding region: 325-975 (216 amino acids)
Biological process (GO): protein ubiquitination
Molecular function (GO): transferase activity
Source: RefSeq, a predicted model, not a curated record
AAGAGUGGAGUGGAGCGGAGACUUUGAGGGUUUUGGCUCAAAUUCCGAAAAUUCCAAAAAGAAGCAGUAGCCAAAAAAAGGCAGGAAAGUGAUCGCCAUCAUCCCCACCAUGUUGGCCAUUAAAUGACCUCCUCCGUUUUCCGAACUUCCAUUCUCGCCCCAGCAGAGCAGAGCCCCCUCAAACACCCCAAGUAUUAAAUGCAGCACCCACCCCAUCCCCCUCACUCCCCUCUCACUUAACCCAAUCCCCCAAUUUUCCCCUUUCUCUUUCUUUCUUUCAAUUCAAAUGGACCAUUCCCCCACCCUUCAACCCCUCUUCUCCCAAUGUCCACCCCACCACCACCACCCCUACGGCCAUUACCACUGUCGCUUUCACCACCUCUAGCCCCUACCACCAAGACCUCUCUCGCCGAGAAACUCGGCGGCGUCGGCCUCGGCUACGCCAUCGCCAUCGCUUUCGGCUUCCUGGUCCUCCUCUCCACCGUCCUCCUCGCCUCUUACAUCUGCUGUCGCUCCGCCGCCGCUCGCCGUCGCCGUCGUUUUGACUCCCAGUCCGGCCGCCAUAAUCCCAGUAAUAACCCCAACGAGACCAGCAUCUACCUCCCCCGUAUAAUCUUCGUAACCGAGGAUGAAAACGACGACGAAGUUUCCUCCUCCGAAAACGCCGUCGUUGGACUGGACCAGGCCGUUAUUAAUUCCUACCCGAAAUUCCAUUUUUCCAAAAUAAACGCGAGUUUUUGUGCGGGGAAUGAUCCGGUGUGCUCGAUAUGCUUGUGUGAUUAUAAGGAAUCGGAGAUGUUAAGGUUGUUACCCGACUGUAAGCAUUAUUUUCACGUCACUUGUAUUGACGCGUGGCUUAAGCUCAACGCCUCGUGCCCCGUUUGCCGGAACUCCCCGCUCCCGACGCCCCUCUCUACGCCGUUGUCGGAGGUGGUCCCACUUUCCCAAUAUUCCGGCGGACGGAGGAGGUCGUGAUCACGCGCCAUUUUCUUGACUCUUGUGCCUUUUGCUUACCUGGGUGGGUUGUUCAAUUGCUGAUGCCAGCGGUUCUUCCUUUUUUUUUUUUUUUUUUCGCUUUUUGUAAUUUCCUUCUCGAGAGGGAAGGAGAAUUGGAUUUUUGUUUUAGGUCGAUGUAAAAUGCAGAGUUGGGAAUACAGUACUAUUGGAUUGCAAAAAAUUCAGGUUUGCAGAGAGUUUGUAGGUGAUUCUGAUGCAAUGCAACCCUUUGGGAUAAA